GGGAGGCGCAAGUGUUGCGGAGCUGCACGCCGCCUCGCUCGCUCGCUCGCUCUAUAUUAAGCAGCCGCUCACACGCUCGCUCGCUCUCACUCCAUUUGGAUGCCUCGACGCCAACGGACCAAUACUUUUCGCCCCGCGCCUCUUCCUGUUGCAUUCGUGAUUUUCGAAAGGGUUUUUCCUUUGGAUUACGGUUUUCUCCCCUUUUGGGAGGUGCGUAUGAGGUUGUGAAGUACAAGUGCACUGCGCGUCUGGCUUUCCUUGGGAUUAUCACACUUUUUGAGGAGCAGCGUGGAGUAAACAAUAAACACCAACGACGACACGCGCACACACAACACUUGAUUCACGCAAAGGUCGACUGAAGCAGCCCCAAAAGCUCUCGCUUUUUCUCCCCCGCCCUGAGGGGAUGGUCGAGGGUCGCCGGGGUCAGGAGCGACUGCGCGGCUCCUCCACGAUCGCUUCAUCUUGUCUGGGGUUCAUUCCAAAUUAAAAGGGAGAUGAGAGCCGCAAUUUACUAUUACUACUUCCUGCUGUGGACGACGUACCUUCUGCUGGCCACCGCUCAGGAAGUGCAGCACUUUCCUCAGGAGCUGAUCGACAGAUUGUCCCGCAGUGAAAUCCACAGCAUCAGCGACCUCCAGCGGCUACUCGAAAUUGACUCCGUAGGUACGGGAAACGAUGUCAUCGAGGCCUCGGAGCCUCGCAAGGACCAGCGCGAGCGACAGCACCGGCACAAGAAUUCCUCCCGCCACCCGGCUUACGAUGGCGACCUGAAGAGCUCGCAGCUGCAUGGCCGCCGCCGCCGCAAGAGAAGCAUCGUGGAGGAGGCGGUGCCGGCGGCGUGCAAGACGCGGACGGUGAUCUAUGAGAUCCCCAGGAGCCAAGUGGACCCCACCUCGGCCAACUUCCUGAUAUGGCCGCCCUGUGUGGAGGUGAAGCGCUGCACAGGCUGCUGCAACACCAGCAACGUGCGCUGCCAGCCCUCGCGCAAGCACCACCGCACCGUCAAGGUCGCCAAGGUGGAGUAUGUCAAAAGGAGGCCCAAGUUGAAAGAGGUCUUGGUACGGUUAGAAGACCACCUGGAGUGCGUGUGCACGUCGCAGCAUCACCCCGCCGCCGCGGAGCACUCGGAUGCAGAAACAGUGGACGUGAGGUGAGGACAGCAGUGUGGGCUCAUGGUUGCCACACAAGGAACCUUUACUUUAAAGACGGACGAACUAAGAAACAAUGAUGCCAAAGGUGCUCUGCCCCCCCCCUGCCCCCUUUAAAAACAAAUCACAUUAAAGAUGAGCCCGUGACGAAGCAAUGGAGCAAUGGGAGACAAGGAAAAGCGGCGUCGGUUGACCUCCCUGCGGGGCUGGAAAAGUAUCCCGCCCCUCUUGGGCGGCAAGGCAACGGUCGAUGCGGCCACCCGGACGCUCUUUUCGAACUAUUUGGACUUGAGGACGCUUGAGAGAACUUGUCCAAUUUUCUGCAUCCUAUUUUUAUUAUUUCUCUCUUGCGUGUUCUUUGGACAAGGAUGGGAGGAGAUGCGGGAAAGCCGGUCGCAGGAAGAUGCUUUAUUUUUGCUAUGAAAUAUAUUACACUCAGUUUUCAUUGAUUAUUGAAUGUCCGCAUGUAAUCCAUUUGGGCAAGGGGAAAAAAACGCUGUCGGAAUUGUAUGCAGGCAAGUUAUUUUUCAGCCAUAUCACUGUAAUGCUGAUAAGGACCAGGCCCGCCCAGUCUGCUGUAACACACGCACACACUCACACACGCACACACACGCAGUGCAAAGUUCAUGAGCGACAGAACAAGCAGAGCACGAAAGCGGCCCCGAGCUUGCCGUGAGCCCUACCCCGCUUCGGAAGCACGUCAAAUGGCAACACUCGCUCGCCAACGCCGGUCCCGCCAAGCCACCGUCAAAGCGCCACGACCGGGCAAAGUCCGACACUCGUAACCUGGGCCUUAUUUAUACGCCACCGCGUGUCUCGCCACUGUUUGGUUUUCCUUGCCAUCCGAACAGCAACAACAAAAAAUGAAUUCAAGUGUUUUUGUUGUUGUUGUUGUUUUUUACAAAGAGAAAACACAACAAUCCUUCCUAUUGGAUAAAGAUGGUGGUCAUCCUAACUUAUCUAUUUAUGUUCAACAAUAAAUCUAUUUCUGUUCAUAAA
Molecule: messenger RNA, 2147 nt
Organism: Syngnathus acus (greater pipefish)
Lineage: Eukaryota; Metazoa; Chordata; Actinopteri; Syngnathiformes; Syngnathidae
Gene: pdgfab
Product: platelet-derived growth factor alpha polypeptide b
Exons: 6
Coding region: 495-1154 (219 amino acids)
Biological process (GO): positive regulation of ERK1 and ERK2 cascade; positive regulation of MAP kinase activity; positive regulation of protein autophosphorylation
Cellular component (GO): membrane
Molecular function (GO): growth factor activity; platelet-derived growth factor receptor binding
Source: RefSeq, a predicted model, not a curated record